Daucus carota subsp. sativus is the source of this 818-nucleotide messenger RNA. Its product is annotated as CASP-like protein 4D1. The record is from RefSeq and is a predicted model, not a curated record. The coding region runs from base 124 to 675 and encodes 183 amino acids. The transcript has 3 exons. Lineage: Eukaryota; Viridiplantae; Streptophyta; Magnoliopsida; Apiales; Apiaceae.
AAACAAUCAUGUAAUGCCAAGAUCGCAAGCCAUUGGCGACAGUAUAAAUAGUAGCAAAUUUGAGCAUGGUAUCACAAAAGCAAAGAGAAGUAUCCAACUGAAAAUAUAGAGUUUAAGAGUAAAAUGGGGGACCUGCAAUAUGAAGAACCAAAGGCAUCAAAAGCUCCAUUGCUUUCACUUGCCUCCAGAGUUGUGACAGCAGCCUCACUUGCUGCCUCCAUCAUCAUCUUGAAGAGUGCCAAAGUCACCUUUAAGAUCGGCGGAGAUAAAUACCAGUACAGCUACAACGACUCCUCCACCUACCAGUAUGUGCUUCUAAGCAUGUUGGUAGCCUUUGCAUACAACUUGCUUCAAAUUCCCUCCGCGAUUUACCAUCUCAAAACAGGCAAGCGUUUGACAAAUCGCUAUGGAUUCUUGCUCUUCGACUUGUAUGGGGACAAGCUUGGUGUACUACUACUUGCAACAUCAACGGGAGCUGCUUUUGGCGCAACCUUGGAGAUUAAAAGAUCUGCCGACAACCUUGAAACAAUAGGUGGACAGGAUGCAAGCGAUUAUAGAUCAAAGCUUGGUGAUUUCUCCAGCAUGGCAUAUCUCUCUGCUGGAUUACUUCUAAUAGCAUUCAUUAGCUCUACACUUUCCUCCAUCAUAUCAUCACUUGCUCUCUCCAGAAAAUGAUGAUAUAACAGCAACCAAAAGCAUGUUUACUCUGGUCUGAUUCUCUAUGUGUCUAUCAAGGUUUUAUUUACAAUGUACAAGUAAAAAAGAUAUAUAUGCCUUUGAAUCGAUUUAUAGGUUGCAAUCUUAAUUCUUCAAGAUUG